AGAGGGUCGAAGGAAGAACCAUGGUCAUUUACAGGCUUCUCUUGAAAGUUGUGGUGCUUGAGAUCAUCAUAUUGGGUCCUUACCACAAUCACAUAGCAGAAGCUGAUGAUUCAAUGACCAAGCCCGGAUGUCGAAGUUUCUGUGGAAACCUCGAAAUUCCAUACCCCUUCGGAUCGAACGAUAGUGAUCCCAAAUGCCGCAUCUAUGAUGACUCAUUUAGAGUCUAUUGUGAUAACUCUUUCGAACCUCCCAUACCUCACAUGAAUAUAGAAAGUCCUCGCUUCCAUAUACUCCACAUUUCUUUGCAGGAUCACGAGCUACGCAUCAACACUUCGAUUAGUAAAGCCUGCUAUGACUCUUCCGGGGAACGUCAGUAUCUAGGCUUCAAACCAUCUCUCAUAUUACAAAAGUUCCCCCUAUCCAGCGCCAAGAACAAGUUCACUGCAGUCGGUUGCGACACGUCGGCUAGAUUCAGAGACCGCAAUGGGAAGUUCUCUUUCGGUUGUAUGUCUUCGUGCAAAAACAUUACGGACGUCAGCAAUGGGUCGUGUUCCGGUAUCGGUUGCUGUCAAACGAGCAUCCCUAAGAACACCUUCGACUACCAAAUCUCAAUUGGGAGCGAUUACAAUCAUUCCGAUGUCCUAGAUUUCAAUCCUUGCAGCUAUGCCUUUGUCACCGUAAAUGACUUCUACACCUUCUCGGUUGGUGAUCUUAAGCAGCCUGAAUUUGAUCAGUCUCCUCUAGUUCUCGACUGGGCGAUAGGGAAUCAAACAUGCGAGGAGGCCCAAAAGAACAGGACGAGCUACAUGUGCACCGAGAACACCAAUUGCACGAAUGCCGAAAAUGGAUUGGGGUAUAAGUGCAAUUGUUUAGAAGGUUACCGAGGCAAUCCUUACCUUCAGAAUGGUUGUAAUGGUAUGUAGAUAACAUCGACAUUCUUU
Messenger RNA from Eucalyptus grandis, 941 nucleotides. RefSeq names its product wall-associated receptor kinase 2-like. Gene Ontology annotation, cellular component: membrane. The record is from RefSeq and is a predicted model, not a curated record. NCBI's taxonomy places the organism in Eukaryota, Viridiplantae, Streptophyta, Magnoliopsida, Myrtales, Myrtaceae. Gene Ontology annotation, molecular function: protein serine/threonine kinase activity; polysaccharide binding. The transcript has a single exon. The coding region runs from base 21 to 923 and encodes 300 amino acids.